Schizosaccharomyces cryophilus OY26 is the source of this 1202-nucleotide messenger RNA. RefSeq names its product DNA binding protein. NCBI's taxonomy places the organism in Eukaryota, Fungi, Ascomycota, Schizosaccharomycetes, Schizosaccharomycetales, Schizosaccharomycetaceae. The record is from RefSeq and is a predicted model, not a curated record. The coding region runs from base 120 to 995 and encodes 291 amino acids. Gene Ontology annotation, cellular component: mitochondrion. The transcript has 3 exons.
CAUGAAGUCUCUCUUGUAGCAAGAUGAAUGAAACUACAUACUCUCUACAAGAACAGUUUUCCUGCGUUCUCCAAGCAAUUGAGCGGCUAUAAAAUAGAAAAAUAUAUAAAUAAGGAAAUAUGAAUAUCUCAAGAAACCUUUUUUUGCUACCGCGAUUAAGCACUUUACUAUGCAGCAAGACGUUUUCCUCUUCAGCCUGGGCAUGGUCAGGUCAUAAUAAAUGGUCCAAAAUUAAACACAAGAAAUCUGCAAAUGACCAAGCGCGUAGUAAACAAGUCGGAAAGAUUUCACAGGGUAUUACGAUGACUGUAAGAACCGAAGGUUCCAAUCCCGAUAUGAAUAUUCGGCUUGCAACACUUUUAGAGCAAGCACGCAAAAAUUCCAUUCCAAAAAGUGUUAUUGAAACAGCAAUGAAAAGAGGAUCGGGAGGAGGAGGAGCGGAUGGUAACCUAAUGCAAGCUCUUGAUUACGAGGCAAUGCAUCCAUCGGGCGUUGGAUUCAUCGUUGAAACAAUUACCGAUAAUAGGACUCGAGCGGCAGCCAACAUUAAGCACGUUCUUAAGAAGUAUGGUGCAUCAUUGUCCAACGCCAGAUUUUUGUUUACAAAGAAGGGAAAAAUUGAGGUAAAUCAGCCGGUCGACCGCCCUUCCAUGGAGCUUGGGAACGUAUUGGACGAUGCAAUCGAGGCUGGAGCUGAGGACAUAGUCCAGAGACCAAAAGAAUUAACAGAUGAAGAAGAUGAGGGCCAAUAUGUAAUACUCACGGAGCCCACUUCGUUGAAUGAAGUUGCUCAGUAUUUCAGGUCGCAGAAAUACGAAAUUAAAGACUCUCGAAUGAUCUAUGUGCCGGUUCCUGACACAGCAAUCGACUUGCAGACAAAUGAACAAGCGAAAGAUCAAAUGCAAAAUCUGAUUGACGAGUUAUACGACAUUGACGAUGUCAUGUAUAUUCAUACAAGUGCCGCCAACUCUCAUUAUUUACCCUUAAACAACUAACAUUGGUUUGAAAUAUCUAAUCUUGUCUUUUACAACCCCUCUCAAACAAAAAAGAAUACCUUUCAUUUGCAUAACUGAUACUAGCUAGCAUGUCUGUCAAUCGCAAACACAAUUAUCCUUGCCUUAAUGCUAUAAUAAAUGAAUCAUACACUUUUUUAUAAAAAAACAAAUUUAUUAAUAAUAUUAUAUCUAAAAUACAACAGUGAA